GACUCGCACCAUUAGUUCUCUAGUCUACGCAUCCGCAAAGAAGCAGUAAUUUCGUCCUCCGCUAUCUACUGAGAUUGGAUGAUCGAGUGCGUACACGUGGACGCAGAUAAAUUGAAAAUAAUUUUACGAGAAACAGACACAUAAUCUACGAUACAUCAUGGGUAGACCAGGAUUUGUGCCACCUUUUAGAGGACGAGGAGGAAGAGGAGGUUGUGGUGGUCGCGGAAGCAGUCGAGGAAGCAGUCGAGGUGGAGGUUUUGGUGGCAGAGGUGGAAGAGGUGCUUCACGAGGUGGUUGUGGAUCAUCAAGAGGAGGACGUGGAGGCCUGAAGGGUGGUAGGAAGGUGGUAAUAGAGCCACACCGUCACAGAGGGGUCUUCAUUGCUAGAGCAAAGGAAGACGUUUUAGUGACUCUCAAUUCUGCAUAUGGGUCAAAUGUUUAUGGGGAGAAAAAAAUCUCCGUCGAGGAUGUGAAAGGCGAAAAAAUUGAGUAUAGAGUAUGGAACCCAUUUAGAUCCAAAUUGGCUGCUGCUAUUCUUGGUGGUAUUGAUAAGAUCCACAUGGACCCAGGAAGCAAAGUUCUGUAUCUGGGUGCUGCCUCUGGAACUUCUGUGUCUCAUGUUGCUGAUAUAGUUGGUCCAGAGGGAAUGGUAUACGCUGUGGAAUUUUCCCAUAGGUCCGGUAGAGAUCUCAUAAACGUCGCUAAGAAGAGGACUAAUAUCAUUCCUAUCGUCGAAGACGCGAGACAUCCUCAGAAAUAUAGAAUGCUCGUGGGUAUGGUAGACACUAUAUUCUCAGAUGUGGCACAGCCGGAUCAGGCUAGAAUAGUCGCGUUGAACGCACAAUACUUCCUCAAGAAUGGCGGACACUUCGUUAUUUCCAUCAAGGCAAGUUGCAUAGACUCCGUUGCAGCACCCGAAGCAGUAUUUACGGCGGAGGUACAGAAACUCGCUGCGGACAAAUUGAAGCCGCAGGAACAGAUCACGCUCGAACCAUACGAGAGAGAUCACGCUGUCGUCAUCGGCGUUUACAAGCCGACACCAAACUGACAAGAAGGCUACCUAGAAUAAUGUGUAAAUAGUUACAUGUACAUACGUAAUUGCUAAGUUCUAUACUAUAUAAAACUUUAAUAUUAAUCAUA
Molecule: messenger RNA, 1140 nt
Organism: Odontomachus brunneus
Lineage: Eukaryota; Metazoa; Arthropoda; Insecta; Hymenoptera; Formicidae
Product: rRNA 2'-O-methyltransferase fibrillarin-like
Exons: 5
Coding region: 158-1048 (296 amino acids)
Biological process (GO): box C/D sno(s)RNA 3'-end processing; rRNA methylation
Cellular component (GO): Cajal body; box C/D methylation guide snoRNP complex; nucleolus
Molecular function (GO): histone H2AQ104 methyltransferase activity; rRNA methyltransferase activity; RNA binding
Source: RefSeq, a predicted model, not a curated record